UUGGGAAUUCAGCGUACCGAAGCACUGCAGCUGAUGCAUGCACGCGAACAGCUGACGUCAUAUGUUGGGCGUGGCCAACGGGACUGAUCAGGAAACGAGCGCAGAGUCACACAUCCUCCAGGACCGCGAGAGGGGAUACCGAGAGGCAUAAACUACGCUACAGGGAGCCGUCUGUGCAGUACUAACGAUGUCUGACGGAGAAGGGUUUGUGGUGCGCGUGCGUGGCCUACCGUGGUCCUGCUCGGUGGACGAAGUUCAGAGGUUUUUCUCAGACUGCAAAAUCGCUAACGCCUCCUCGGGGAUCCACUUCACGUACACGCGGGAGGGCCGCCCGAGCGGCGAGGCCUUCGUCGAGCUGGAGUCGGACGACGACCUGAAGAUCGCCGUCAAGAAGGACAGAGAAACCAUGGGACACAGAUAUGUGGAAGUGUUCAAAUCCAACAGCGUGGAGAUGGACUGGGUCCUGAAGCACACGGGGCCCAACUGCCCCGAGACCGGGGGCGACGGCCUGGUCCGGAUGCGCGGCCUGCCCUUCGGCUGCAGCAAGGAGGAGAUCGUCCAGUUCUUCUCCGGGUUGGAAAUCGUGCCAAAUGGGAUUACAUUGCCGGUGGACUUCCAGGGGAGGAGUUCGGGGGAGGCCUUCGUGCAGUUUGCGUCUCAGGAUAUAGCCGAAAAGGCUCUAAAGAAACACAAGGAAAGGAUAGGGCACAGGUACAUCGAGAUCUUCCAGAGCAGCCGGGCGGAGGUGCGCACGCACUACGAGCCCCAGCGGAAGCCCGUGGGCAUGCAGCGGCCCGGCCCGUACGACCGGCCCAGCGGGGGGCGGGGCUACAGCGCCGUGCCGCGCGGCGGCUCGUACGACAGGAUGCGCCGCGGGGGCUACGGUGAGCGCCACGCCGCCGCCGCCGCCGACACUCCCGGGGGUUUAGGGGUGCGAGGCUUCCUCCUCUAUUGGGCGGGAUGUGGUGUAACUCUGCGUCUCUUCCUCUUUCCCCGUUUCCCCAUUGGUCGGCCAGAUGGGCGCUAUGGCGACGGGAGCUCCUCCUUCCAGAGCAUCACGGGCCACUGUGUGCACAUGAGGGGGCUUCCUUACCGCGCGACCGAGACGGACAUCUACAACUUCUUCUCCCCGCUGAACCCCGUGCGCGUGCACAUCGAGGUCGGGCCGGACGGGCGGGUCACCGGCGAGGCCGACGUGGAGUUCGCCACCCACGAGGACGCCGUGGCGGCCAUGUCUAAGGACAAGGCCAACAUGCAGCAUCGUUAUGUGGAGCUGUUCCUGAACUCAACAGCAGGGGGCAGUAACGGGGCCUACGGGAGCCAGAUGAUCGGGGCCAUGGCCAACCAAUCAGCGUACGGGCCCAGCAGCCAACAGGCAAGCGGCAUGGGGGGGUACAGCGACUACAUUAGGUAAUCAGAGUGGAAUGAGCAGCAGUUACUAUGGCAGCGGUGGGCGUGGCUCCAUGGGCAUGAAUGGCCUGGGUAUGGGGGAGGGGUGGGGCAUGUAGGACUGGGGUACUUUUGAGUGGUGGGGGGCGAGGGGUUGGAAGGUUCUUGGACCAAGGAUUUCAAGCCCUCAAGCCUACUAAUGACCUGGGGCGGGGGGUGGGGUGGAGGGGAGUUCACUUUCAAUCCCCUCCUGCCAUAGACUUUGGGGUGUGGUUUUCUCCCUUUCUGUUUCGUUUUCCACAUUGUCCAAUGGGAUGGCAGCAUUUUUUUUUUGUUUUUUUGUAAAGAAGACAAGUUGGACUUCACGUCUGUCUGAGCACAGGAGUCAGUUGGAAACUUUUUUUGUAAAUGUAAUAACAAUGCUAAUAAUAAUAACGGAGUGCAUUUUGUGUAGUGCUGUUCAUCUUGGAGUGAUUCACACUGACACUGGGAGGGAGGGGGUGAACUGAACCACCUCCAGAUAUGGACACGACUAUUUUCUCUGGCAGCAGAAAUACAAAUCCUUCAUCGCCCCUGUUGAAGACCUGAGAGAAAUUUGGCAUUCAUUUGAAAUUUUAUACUCUGAAUAAGAGUGCAUUUGAGUUUCUUUUUAGAAAAAAUAAACGGAUGAAUAAAUGGGGGGAGGGGGAGGGGGGGUGGGGGGAGAUGCAAUUUGGCCAAAAUAAUUUCAUCCUUUUUGGGGAAGAAAUCUUACCUAUAAACCGUUUUCAUUUGUGGUAAUCUUGUACUGCGGAGUAAAUAAACUUGUUACAGUAAAACGUC
This is a messenger RNA of Anguilla anguilla (European eel), 2211 nucleotides long. RefSeq names its product heterogeneous nuclear ribonucleoprotein H-like. Gene Ontology annotation, molecular function: RNA binding. The transcript is spliced from 10 exons. Bases 188 to 1414 code for a protein of 408 amino acids. NCBI's taxonomy places the organism in Eukaryota, Metazoa, Chordata, Actinopteri, Anguilliformes, Anguillidae. Gene Ontology annotation, biological process: regulation of RNA splicing. Gene Ontology annotation, cellular component: ribonucleoprotein complex; nucleoplasm. The record is from RefSeq and is a predicted model, not a curated record.